AUGGAUACCUCGCAGGCUGGCGAGCAGACCCUCAAUAGGGUGCAAGUUACUACUAGUACUAGCAGUACUAGUGGUACUGUCAGCUCGACGGCACAGUCGUAUCACAUCACCGGGGACCUGAUUCCGCUGGUCCAGGCAACUAACGAGACUCUCGAGCGAAGCCGGUUGAUUGUUAAUCAAGAGCCGACCGACAAUGACGAGGACUUGAUGGACCCAAUCGGGGAGGGCUACGAUCUCGUUGAUGCGACGGAGGAUUUGAAGAGGACCGUCCGGUCGCAGGAAUUCUACCUUCGCUACGGCGACCAUAUGGGGCGAGUAUGGAAGUGCCUCGAACUUGCUUCCCGUCGUGUCCCCCAAGCCUCGGAGAAGCUGGCGGGGGUGUUGCAGCAUCUCGAGGAGCGCGAGAUCCGGAUCAGCAGUGACGUGGCCAAGGCGGCAAUUAUGGGAUAUGCGAUACGCAAUGAGAUCUGCCAUGGAGGUCCCGGUAAACUCGACGACAAGCGGACUCGCGAUGCAAUCGCGAGCAAUGUCGACGACCUGGAGAAGUUUCUACCCGACGAUCAGAGAGCGGAUCGCGAUCUCUGGGUGCGAAUUGUCAAGUUGUGGAAGAAGUGCGGGAGAUACGUGGAGGAGGUGCGAACGUCGGCUCCGGAGACGACGCCAACCCCGGAUUCAUCUAGUCUACUCGCCGCACCGCCCCGAACCGCCGAGCAGAAGGAGAAGUUCACACGAGCCUUGGAGGAAGGCUCGUUCCAGGGCGAGCUGGAUCAACUGAGCCGAGGAGGAGGGCCCUGCAGACAAGACUCACCUCAUCGCACGCAGUCGACGAGGUCCGACCCAUUUCACGGUGUUCCUAGUAAGCGGAAGACGGACUUGACCCCCGCGCCGUCAUCCCUUCGCCCUUUGAAGCGACAGAAGUGA
Molecule: messenger RNA, 921 nt
Organism: Penicillium mononematosum
Lineage: Eukaryota; Fungi; Ascomycota; Eurotiomycetes; Eurotiales; Aspergillaceae
Exons: 4
Coding region: 1-921 (306 amino acids)
Source: RefSeq, a predicted model, not a curated record